Asterias rubens (European starfish) is the source of this 3114-nucleotide messenger RNA. RefSeq names its product rho GDP-dissociation inhibitor 1-like. The record is from RefSeq and is a predicted model, not a curated record. The transcript has 6 exons. Gene Ontology annotation, molecular function: Rho GDP-dissociation inhibitor activity; protein binding. NCBI's taxonomy places the organism in Eukaryota, Metazoa, Echinodermata, Asteroidea, Forcipulatida, Asteriidae. Gene Ontology annotation, cellular component: membrane; cytoplasm; cytosol. Bases 104 to 706 code for a protein of 200 amino acids. Gene Ontology annotation, biological process: Rho protein signal transduction.
UACAAGGAAAUAAAAGUACUUUACUUCCGACCCUACUAUCGACGAGUAACUUCUUCUCUCUCAAACAUUAUUUAACCGGAAAAGUCGUAUAAAAACAGUACCCAUGGCAGAUGAACCUGAACAACCUGUCGCAGUGGCAGAGGAGGAGGAAGUAGGUGAUGAAUUGACACCAGGAUACAAACCUCCAAAACAAAAAACACUAGAGGAAAUCACCAAACUGGAUGCAGAUGAUGAGAGCUUGGUCAAGUAUAAGCAAAGUUUACUUGCUGGUGCAGACAAAGUUUUAGAUGAAGGGGGUAAAAAUGUCAUUGUAAAGGCUUUGGUGUUUGCUCCAGAUGGACGUGAUCCCAUAUGUCUUGACCUAACAGGUGAUUUGGCUACCCUGAAAAACAAACCCUUUGUUUUGAAAGAAGGAACGUCGUACAAAAUACACAUCGAAUUCAGGGUUCAGCGUGAGAUUGUUUCUGGGCUUAGAUAUAUGCAGGUUGUUUAUAGAAAAGGAAUAAAAGUGGACAAAGCCAAGUUGAUGGUUGGAAGCUAUGGACCCAAAACUGAAGCACACGUCUACAAAACACCAGGCGAAGAAGCCCCAGCUGGCCUAAUGCAUCGAGGUACCUACGUGGUCAAAAGCAAAUUUAGUGAUGAUGAUAACAAUGCCAUUUUGGAGUGGGAAUGGAGUUUUCAAUUGAAAAAAGAUUGGGCAUAGUUUGAGAUUCGUCCCUUUGGUGUGUAUAAAAAGUUAUCUUGAUCGUGAGGACAUAAUUCUAUGUUCCCAAUAAUGCUUGAAAUAAUGGGUGACUGAGACCCGAGCUUCUCUUUUCUUUGAAAGUCAAUAUAACUGGUAUACGUAACCUUAUUUUUUGCAGUAAGUCUGGUAUAAAUCAUUCUGUUGGCCAAGUCUUCCACCUCAACAGAAUGUCUUAUUUCCUCAAAUGUUACCAUGGGUACCUAUUAAGUAGUAUCUGUAUGAAUUACACAAUAACAUUAGACUUAAUUGUAUAAAGGUGUGGGUUUCAUGACAUGGCUUUUAAAGCAACAUUUAUCCACAACAUGUUUUAUAAAUGUGUAACAAACUCUGACAUCUCAACAUUGUGCAUCAAACAAAAAUAUUCUGCUGUUUUUUAUUUUUUUUAUUUUUCAGUUGUGCCUUUAGUUUACUGAAAGAGCAAUAACAAAACAGUAGAAAAGUAGUUGUAGCAGUUUACUACCCAAAUUGCCAGUAAUAUCUGUGUGUUUUACAUUCUAUUGCAUGAUAACUACUUUCUGGUGAGUGUAUAAGAGUUGUCACAGUUACUGAUAUUUUUCAUGCAAUUUGUUAAUGUUUAUAUUUUAUAAGUAGAUGUUUAUUUUGCAGUUAUCCAAAAACUAGGCCGAUAUGUUUUUAUAGAAACAAAAUAUUUGUGAAACCAAGAUCAUAAUCUGAUGCAACUUAAAGACCAUGUGCACAUCUCAAUUAUCAACAAUAUUUCAGCAACAUGUUGGUGAUCAGUUUACCAGGUCUUCUUCAUUAUUGUUCAGUCUAUUGUGAUUAUUUAUCAGAAUGAACGGCUUUGUAAUCUUUUAUGACUAAAUCACUGUCAAUGCUCAGUCGUUAAACAUUGCUGCUGCAAUCAACAGUCAUAGCUAAAGUUACUCAAGUGACAGAAUGCCAUUAGAUGAAAGCUCAACUUAACAUGAUUGAUCCUUGCUGGAUUAGUUAUGCAACAUUUUUAUGCAACAUUAAAUAUACUGCUUAUUCAUGUGCUUGGACUGUGUACUUAAAAUGAAUAAUGUUAAUGUGAGUAAAUUUUCAUUUCUAUUAUUCUUCGAUUUUCAACACUUCUUCAGAAUCCUUUUAUUUCAAAGUAUAUCUUUGAAUUAAUAUGCCGGUACUUUACCAACUGAGCUGUCUAGCCUUACCGAAUGUUGAGUUCUUAGAUACAAAACUUUCUAAAUGCCAAUUGAAGGUUGAGUACCAUUGAGGUUAGUAUAUUAAUGGCGAGAUGACUCUAUACAUAUUGCAUGCAAUGCAGUGGAUAUAACUUUAGUGCUUUAGAAAACAUGGUAUCUUUGUUUAUAUAUGUAUGGUCCAUCACUUACUGUAGGUUGUAGGGCUACAGGAUAACAUCAUGUUUAUGACAAUGUUCAGCCAGGUUUCAAACCUUUAGGUGUUCCAUUCCAUGACUAUUUUGAUUUGAAUCAUAAAUGAUUUACUUUUUUUGUUUGAAGUGAAAUCCUCUAAAUAAUUUUGAAUUGGAGUCUGGGCCAUUGUUGCAAAUAAAUAAAACAAACCAAUGGAUACCACCAGAAGUUUGUGGAGAUCCAAUCCAAAGACCAAUCAUGUAUUGCUGUAAUUAGUAUUAUUCAGGUGUUUAUAGACUACUACAAGCAUUCCAAUUUUGUAAAAACAGAUCAUGUACAAUGCAUUUUAGUGUGGAAGUCUUUUGUAGGUGUAUGUUUAUGCUUUUUAUACUCAUAUUUGCUGGCCUAAUUUUCUUAUGCAAUUAUCUUUUUCCUGGCCAUAGAAUUGGACAACAGAUUUUCUGACCAAUGGUGAAAGAGAUCAAUUCUUGUACUAUCAGUGAAUUCAUGUUGGGGUUUUCCCCCUCUGUGUAUUCUAAAACAAUAUCUUAAUAUAGUUUUUGAUUUAUUGGUACUUUGCCUUCAUAGGAAACAUUGAAAACAGUGAAACUUAAAGGAUGAUUCAACAAGUUAUUGAAUGGUGAGGGACAUUUUAUCAUUUACAAAUAAUGUGAAGUUAAUUAACUGCUCUGCAGUAACGUUCAUAAAAAAGAGUACUGUUAAAACUGUGUAAAUGUAGCAAGAAUUGUUGGAUUGCAUUUUAUAGAUUUUGCACUGUUUGCAUUUUACAUCUCAGAGAAAAGUUAUUUGGUCUAUGGGUCAUCUCAGAACUAUAUAAUAAGAUAGUUCUAUGUAUGAUUUUAUAUCCACUUUGACAUUGGGUUCUUAUUUGCAUGUAACCAAAGUGUCUUUAUGUAAUUCUCAUGUGUCUUAAAAUCUAUGUGCCUUUUCUCCUUGAAAAGGUGGAUAUGUAAGCAGCACAGCUUAUGAGUUGGUGGCUCUGUUAGAAUUUAUUGUGAAAGUUGAAUAAAGGUGAUACUAUCUGCAUAUUCA